AUGGCUUGUAAACCAUUAAGACUGUCCAGCGUCUACAAUCUCAUUGGCCGCAGAUCGCGGAAGGAUAAUCCUGCGAUGCUGGAAGCCUCCACACACCUUUGCAAAUCCAUUGCAGUUACCUAUAAGCGACAUCAUGUCCUCCCAACCCGCUUUACACCAUGGCUGAAGCGGUUCAAGUUGCUGCUCAGAUUGAGGAAGAAGCUAAAAGAAGACUUCUAUGAGAUUUACAACACUUCCUAUGGUAAGAAUGAACGGCCACCUAUUGACUUUAGUAAGGAACAUUCUGAUGAUAAUUCUAAAAGAAUUUCCCAUUCUGAAGUAGUGGUUCCAAAUUCCAAGGGGAAAAAAGAUGGUAUUUGUUGCAAAUUUAGAGGUGUUGGCCACUAUUCUUCUGAAUGCCCUAAUAAGAUGCUUUCACUUACUAAUAAGGGGCAAGCCUUAGAAGCUGUAAACGAUAAAGAAUUUAAAGAAGUUGUUUGUGAAGCCGAGAUGGAUAUGGAUGAGCAUCCAAUGUUGGAAAUUGGAUCCCAUUGUUUAGUUCUUCAACCUAUGCUUUUGACUCACGAGGUUGUUGAAGAAGUUGAUGAUUGGAGACAUACUCUAUGUUCAACACUAGAGUUAAAUGCAAUGGGCAACAUACAACAAUCAAAUAUGUUUUUGUCAACCCAGACAUCGGACUUAUUAGAGAAUGAUCAACCCCGAGCUCAGUUUGAUAGGGUUUGUGAAGUAGUUAUGAAUUAUUCAGAUAUAUCAGGUUCAAGAACACAGACAAACUUUAAGCUUCCCUCUAGAUGGCUACAAGAGCCACAAAAUCCUACAGACAAUGGUUUGAUAGCUUGUAAAAUUCCACAAUCAUAA
Messenger RNA from Dovyalis caffra, 858 nucleotides. The record is from the annotation of a GenBank genome assembly. Lineage: Eukaryota; Viridiplantae; Streptophyta; Magnoliopsida; Malpighiales; Salicaceae.